AUGGACUUGCUCCUCUGCAAGAAAGAAAAGAUCCUGCUCAUCCUCGUCGAGGAUUAUCAGGUGCUGAUGAAGCGAGGCUGGUACGUGGAAGAUUUACUGAUCGAGCACAUCUAUGGCAAUCAGGCGCUUGAGAGCUAUCCUCAAACCGCUCUCACAGGAUCCAGAAGCGCUACAGAACACUUCAAUAGCAGAGUACAGGAUCAACGACGAAGCAAUACCCAACUUUUGCCCUGCGUACCCGAAGCAGCUCUCAAAGAUCCCGCCACGAAAGAGAAAAUCAGCGUCAUCCAGGCCGCACUUCACAAAGAAGAACACGCCGAUGAGAUCUUGGCUCCGGAAGAAGAGGGACGAGAAGCACCCAAACGCAGGUUACUCCUGCGGCAUGCUACCAUGGUCUCGAUGGCGAUAAUUCUGGUCGUUGUUGUGGAGAUGGCUUGCGUUGCCAAGAUGGUGAGCGAAGUUCAGCUGGAUCGCAGCUUUACAAGAUUCGCUCUUCUUGCUGUCGUGCCGAUCUUUGGCAUCUACUCUCUGUUUUUCAUGAUUGUGGUCUCUGGCUCGCUUUGGCAGAUCUUCGGUUCCCUGUCUUCGUUGAAGCAGAACACCAGGUACUACUCAGCUAUCGCUCCCAAGCCUGGCCGGUAUCCGGACCUUGAACUGCCCCACAUUACAAUCCAGAUGCCUGUCUACAAAGAAGGACUCCAAGGAGUUAUCAUUCCAACGAUUACAUCCGUGGCGAAAGCUGUAAAACACUACGAAGCUCAGGGUGGAAGCGCCUCCAUCUUUGUCAACGAUGACGGGAUGCAGCUUGUCAGUGAAGAUUUAGCAGAUGCACGCAAGGCCUACUAUGAACUCAACAACAUCGGCUGGUGCGCCCGACCUCCACACAAGGAGAAAGGCAAGAAGAAAGGCAAGAAAGCAUGGGGAAGGAAAUCGGAAAAGACCCACGACGAAGAAGCCGGAAUAGCCACAGCAUACUUCCUCCGCAAAGGUCAGUUCAAAAAGGCCAGCAACAUGAACUACUGCCUGGACUUCUCUCUUCGCGUUGAUGACCAAUACCUUUCGAUGGUGAAAACAAUCUGCGAGGAACGCGGGUGCACCUCAGACGAGUUGAGCUCCGAGGAUGAGCAACAGAUCUACCAGCAAGCACGCGACCGUGUCAUUGCGGAUGAUGAGGGGCGCACCUGGGCUGCAGGAGACGUCCGAAUUGGUCCGAUCAUUCUCAUCAUUGACUCGGAUACCCGAGUGCCCGAAGACUGCUUACUCUAUGGCGCCCUGGAAAUGCACGAGAGUCCCGAGGUAGCAUUGAUUCAGCACGCUUCCGGAAUCAUGCAGGUGGUGCACAAUGCAUUUGAGAACGGCAUUACCUAUUUCACCAAUCUAAUCUACACUUCCAUUCAGUUUGCCGUUGGCAUGGGAGACUGCGCCCCAUUCGUUGGUCACAAUACCUUUAUUCGCUGGGACGCCUUGCAGUCCGUGGCGUGGUAUGACGAGGAAGACAAGUGCACCAAAUUCUGGAGCGACAGCCAUGUCAGUGAAGAUUUCGAUGUGAGCCUGCGCCUACAGAUGAACCACUUCGUGGUCCGCCUUGCUACCUAUCAUGAAGGUGGCUUCAAGGAGGGUGUAAGUCUUACCGUUUACGACGAACUCGCUCGGUGGGAGAAGUACGCAUACGGCUGUAAUGAGCUGGUCUUCAACCCACUCUACAAAUGGCCGUACAAAGGUCCUUUCACCAGACUGUUCUGGCGCUUCUUGUUCAGCAACGUCAAGAUCACAAGCAAGAUUACAAUCCUCUCAUACAUCGGAACAUACUACGCUGUCGCUUCCGCCCUGCCUCUUUCGUUGGUGAACUAUCUCGUCGUGGGAUGGUACGCCAAUGAAAUCGAUCAAUUCUACGUGACAUCCUGGAAAGUCUGGGUUGGAAUGGUGGUCGUGUUCAACCUACUAUCGCCAAUAGGCUACGCAAUGCUCCGGCACCGCCUGGGGAAACAGACUUUCUUCCAAUCCCUUUUCGAGAGUAUCAAAUGGGCGCCCAUGUUCCUGCUUUUCUUCGGUGGCAUUUCCUUUCAUCUUCUCAAGGCGCUUUUGUGCCACUUUUUCAAUAUCAAGAUGGAAUGGACGACAACCGCCAAAGAAUACAACGGAGGCUUCCGAAUUGGACUAGACCGAAUUGUUCGAGACUUCAAGUGGAUGUACGGUGUCAUCAUGUUGCUUGCAGGAGGCAUGAUCUACUUGGCUUGCUUCGCGCCCUACGGAUGGACCAUCACAGAUUUUUCAGUCAUUGUACCGCUGGCUAACCAAGUCGGAUGCCAUGCGUUGAUGCCCUUUGCCUUGGGGCUUUUCUAG
This is a messenger RNA of Exophiala spinifera, 2343 nucleotides long. RefSeq lists its product as uncharacterized. The transcript has 4 exons. The record is from RefSeq and is a predicted model, not a curated record. Lineage: Eukaryota; Fungi; Ascomycota; Eurotiomycetes; Chaetothyriales; Herpotrichiellaceae. Bases 1 to 2343 code for a protein of 780 amino acids.